AUGCCAAAUUUUCAAGAAAAGGUAUUAACGAACAAAUCAGUAUCACAAUUCACAUUAUUAGCCAAGACUAAAAAAGGGGCUAAACCAGAUUUCCACGCAGCUGCCAAAGGUGACCAUGCUCGAACGCUCUACAAUAAAGUGCUGGAAGAGGUUGCCAAGGGCCUGCCUGGAGGCCAAAGUCGGGUCGGUGAUGGUGUCUUCGGAGCCAUGAUGGAUGUCGCAUUAGUAAACGAUGGACCGGUCACGAUACAGCUGGAUUCGAAGGAAACAAAAAGCGGCAACAUCUUACAACCCAGUCCAACUCCACCACAAUAA
Molecule: messenger RNA, 315 nt
Organism: Sugiyamaella lignohabitans
Lineage: Eukaryota; Fungi; Ascomycota; Dipodascomycetes; Dipodascales; Trichomonascaceae
Gene: DTD1
Product: Dtd1p
Exons: 1
Coding region: 1-315 (104 amino acids)
Biological process (GO): tRNA metabolic process
Cellular component (GO): cytoplasm
Molecular function (GO): D-tyrosyl-tRNA(Tyr) deacylase activity
Source: RefSeq, a predicted model, not a curated record